AUGGAGACCACGAACGCGACGUCCUUUGCGUCGCCGCUGGCGAACGCCAAGUAUGUCGCCGGCGCGCUGCCCGUGCAGUUCGAACCUGUGAUCAACGCCAUUGCCAAUGCCAGCAUUUGGCAGAUCCUGUUGGGCUUGCUGGUCACGGCUGUCCUCUACGACCAGAUAAGCUACAUCUGGCGCAAGGGCUCCAUUGUCGGCCCGGCCAUGAAGCUGCCCUUUAUGGGUCCCUUCCUGCAGAGUGUGAACCCCAAGUUCGAGGAGUACUAUGCGAAGUGGCAGAGCGGCCCCCUGAGCUGCGUCUCUGUCUUCCACAAGUUCGUGGUCAUUGCGUCCACUCGCGACAUGGCCCGCAAGGUGUUCAACGCCCCGAGCUUCGUCAAACCCUGUGUCGUCGAUGUCGCCCACAAGCUGCUCGGUGCCGACAACUGGGUCUUCCUCGACGGCAAGGCCCACGUCGACUUCCGCAAGGGCCUCAACGGCCUCUUCACCCGCAAGGCCCUCGAGUGCUACCUGCCCGGCCAGACCGACGUCUACCGCCGCUACUUUGAGCGCUUCGUCCAGAUCACCAAGGACCACGACGGCAAGCCGGUCCCCUUCAUGCCCGAGUUCCGUGAGGUCAUGUGCGCCGUGUCGUGCCGCACCUUUGUCGGCCACUACCUCCCCGAGGAGUCGCUUAAGAAGAUCGCCGACGACUACUACCUCAUCACCGCCGCCCUCGAGCUCGUCAACUUCCCCAUCAUCAUUCCCUUCACGCGUACCUGGUACGGCAAGAAGGCGGCCGACCUGGUUCUGCGCGAGUUUGCCAAGUGUGCCGCCAAGAGCAAGGUCCGCAUGCGGGCUGGCGGCGAAGUCGACUGCAUCAUGGACGCCUGGAUCAAGACCAUGAUCGACUCGGAGCGCUGGCGCGAGGCCGAGGCCAAGGGCAACACUGAGGGCCUCGAGAAGCCGUCCCCUCUGGUGCGCGACUUCAGCGACUAUGAGAUCUCGCAGACCAUCUUCACCUUCCUGUUCGCCUCCCAGGACGCCACCAGCAGCGCCUGCACCUGGCUCUUCCAGCUCAUGGCCCAGCGCCCCGAGAUCCUCGACCGUGUCCGCGACGAGAACCUCAAGGUCCGCAACGGCGACCCCAACGGCGAUGUUAGCCUGGACCAGGUCGAGUCCAUGACAUACACGCGCUGCGUUGUCAAGGAGCUGCUGCGCUACCGCCCGCCUGUCCUCAUGGUGCCAUACUUGGCCAAGAAGGACUUCCCCAUCACCGACACGUACACCGUGCCCAAGGGCUCCAUGGUCAUCCCGACGACGUACCUGGCGCUGCGCGACCCCGAGGUGUACGCCAAUCCCGACGUGUUCGACCCGGAGCGCUACUACUCGGGUGACGCCGAGACCAAGGGUGCCAAGAACUUUUUGGUGUUCGGCGUCGGUCCGCACUACUGCCUGGGCCAGCAGUAUGCGCAGAUCAACCUGGCGCUGCUCAUCGGAAUGGCUUCGCUGCAGCUUAAGUGGGAGCACCACGCCACCCCCUUGUCCGAGGAGAUUAAGGUGUUUGCCACCAUCUUCCCCAAGGACGACUGCCCUCUGACGUUCACCAAGCGUGAGUGGUAA
Molecule: messenger RNA, 1605 nt
Organism: Sporothrix brasiliensis 5110
Lineage: Eukaryota; Fungi; Ascomycota; Sordariomycetes; Ophiostomatales; Ophiostomataceae
Product: C-22 sterol desaturase
Exons: 4
Coding region: 1-1605 (534 amino acids)
Biological process (GO): sterol metabolic process
Molecular function (GO): iron ion binding; heme binding; oxidoreductase activity, acting on paired donors, with incorporation or reduction of molecular oxygen
Source: RefSeq, a predicted model, not a curated record